AUAAAUGAUUAAAUAAUGAUAACGGCGAAAUUCAUAAAUUGCUAUUAGAAUUAACCUAAAAGAUUAAUAUUCAUUUGGUAAUUGUGACAAAAUAAUAAGCGACAAAAAUGAGACAAUUUUUUUCAUCAAUGUUUUCGUUGAUUUUAUUACAAUUGAUUGUAAUUAAAUCAAUUGAAUCAACGAGCAGUAGUUUAAAGUGUUUAACCAAAUGCUCGAGUACCUUAAGUAAUAAUGAUUGGACUGGUGAAAGAUUACAAUUUAAUCUUGAAAAUUCAGACAAUUUAAAGGACGAAGCUCAAGAGAUUGGAAUUGAUUUAUCGGAUGAUGGUGUCGGUGUUGUAUUUACCUGUGGCAGAAGGGUAGAGGUGAAAACUGAUGGACCAGUUACGACAAAAUCUUAUCCAAAUGAUAAGGUUAAAGUGAUUGAUGGUAAAUCAAUUUACCUGAAUGAUAAUCAACUCUGGUGCCAGUGGACAAUCAACCGUGAGGAUAAUUCAACUUUUUCUCUGGAUUUUAUUGAACCUGGUCAGUUAAUUGUUACACCGACUCAAUAUCAAGUUACCUUUAAUCUUAAUGAAACUUUACCUAUUAGUCCAGUUAAUUUUACUUCAUUAUCGGAUAAUUUGGUUGAACAAUUUAAAGGUUUUCAAGCAAUUGGUAAUUCUAGAUAUUUAUUGUUCACAAAAGUUGAUGGUCAAGUUAACUUUGCUCUUGUCAUUGAUUAUGAAGAUAAAAUCAAACAAUUGUUUCCCAAAAUUGUAACAAUCAACUUAAUUAGUGGGGCUUAUGGUUUGAAAAUUGAUUGUGAUUUCAGUUCAUCAAUAGUUAAUGGUCAAUUGAUACUUGGUGGAAGGACACUUUGGAAUGAUUUAACUGGUAGUUAUGAUUACAAGGAAAUUAAAAAUAAUCAAAUAAUCAACGGAACAAUUUGCCAAUGGUCAGUUCCUGAUAAAAUCAAGUAUGGGUCAAAAAAUGGACUAUUUGAAUUUGCAUCAUCUAAAUUUGAUUUAGCAAUUGUUGCCGAUAAACGAUUCAAGUUUUACGCUAAUUCCGACUUUCAAUUAACUUCAUCAACUGAAUUAACUACAAUCAUCUCUAAACCUUUAAUUGUUAUCUUCUUAAUGAUUACUAUGAAAUUGUUUGGCUAAUUAAAUUGUCUAUGAUUGUAUUGUUAUCUAAUAGCAUUUGAUUAGAUAGUCAAACAAGUGAUUAACUAUUCAUUUAGUGAGCUGAUUGUAUUAACCACGAGAGGAAAUUAAUUGUUGUUUCCUUGGUGGUAUUUUACUUGUUUCAAUCAAUCAUUUAUAGUCAUUGUAAAUUAAUUACAUAAUAAAAAGUGAUUAAAUUUACUGAUUUAAUUGCAAUCAAAUGAUAUUUGAAACAUAAA
Molecule: messenger RNA, 1387 nt
Organism: Panonychus citri (citrus red mite)
Lineage: Eukaryota; Metazoa; Arthropoda; Arachnida; Trombidiformes; Tetranychidae
Exons: 1
Coding region: 108-1148 (346 amino acids)
Source: RefSeq, a predicted model, not a curated record